Molecule: messenger RNA, 1063 nt
Organism: Phragmites australis (common reed)
Lineage: Eukaryota; Viridiplantae; Streptophyta; Magnoliopsida; Poales; Poaceae
Product: NDR1/HIN1-like protein 2
Exons: 1
Coding region: 194-814 (206 amino acids)
Biological process (GO): defense response to other organism
Source: RefSeq, a predicted model, not a curated record
ACUCGUCGUCCUCCACCUCCACCUCCACCUCCACGCGCUCCCACAGCCGUGUCUCCUCCCCUCCCCUCCCCUCCCCUACUUAUAACCAACCACCCCGCACCCAAUUCCAAUCCACCCUUCCAUCGAUUUCGUAGGCUGUUCCCGAAGGAGAAGAAGCAAACACUCGUCGGAAAUCAAGUAGGAGACGAAGAAGAUGGGUUCCGGGAGCCGCGCCGUGUCGUGCCUGUGUUGCCCGUGCAAGUGCCUGGCGUGCGGCCUCUUCAGCUGCCUCUGCAGCAUCCUCAUCUCGCUCCUCGUCACCGUCGGCGUCCUCGUCCUCAUCCUCUACUUCGUCUUCCGCCCCCACAUGAUCGCCGCCACCGUCGACUCCGCCUCGCUCGCGCAGUUCUCGCUCGCCCCCAACUCCGCGCUCGCCUACAACCUCACCGUCGCCAUGACCGUCCGCAACCCCAACAAGCGCGUCGGGCUCUACUACGACAGCGUCGAGUCCCUCGCGCUCUUCCAGGACCAGCGAUUCGGAUACACGCAGCUCGACUCCUUCUACCAGGGCACCGAGGCGUCCACCAAGCUCACCCCCGAGUUCCACGGCCAGGAGCCGCUCCAGGGCGACGUCACCGCGGCCAACUUCAGGAAGGAGCAGUCCGACGGCAAGUUCAACGUCGACGUCAAGCUCAACGCCAAGCUCAGGGUCAAGGUCUGGACCUUCAAGGUCCCCGGACCCAAGGCCAAGGUCACCUGCCCGCUCUCCAUCCCGGCGCCAGGCAGCAACACCGGCGCCACAUUCCAGCCCACCGACUGCAAAGUCUGGUUCUGAUCUGAUUUCACUUGGUGCGCUGAGGAUUGGUUCGUUGCGUUGGUGCUAGUGCCAUUAGCCUGUCAUUAACCUGCUAUAGAUGGAUUCUUUCUUUUCUUCCGAUUUCGAUUUGUUGUUGCUGUACAUCGCGGUGCUUUAGAUUUUAUAUAUAUCCCGGUAGGCGUGCACAUAUUACCUGCCCUUUGGAUUUGUUAUAUAUGAUCAUCUUCCUAUUGCUGUUGAGAUAUAUUCAGACUAUGUUCGGCUUUA